Molecule: messenger RNA, 339 nt
Organism: Phytophthora infestans T30-4
Lineage: Eukaryota; Oomycota; Peronosporomycetes; Peronosporales; Peronosporaceae
Exons: 3
Coding region: 1-339 (112 amino acids)
Source: RefSeq, a predicted model, not a curated record
AUGAACCGAUUCCUUUACACGGAGGAAAUUCGCGAUGCCUUCAUGAAGCAAUUCGCUCUAUAUCCGCCCAAUACGCAGACGGUGGAUGAUGCCGUUCGAAGUCUUCAGGCGCUGCUGAUCAACCACGACGCAUUAGUGAUACAAUUCUGCGAGUUGACCAAGUGGAACUGCGGUAAUACGUUGAUACUCGCCGCCAUCAGGAAGGUCAGCAGUGGCAGUUUGGUUCAUAUUUUCUUGGACAGAAGUAGUCGUCGACAUGGUUUCGGCUGCAUGACUGAGCAUCCCGAUCCCAUCUACUGCCUGAUCAUGGUCUUCUUCUUCGGAGCCAAUAGCAUCUAA